AUUCAGUCCAGAACUACCAAGCAUUCCCAAACCAACCAUCUCGAAAAUGGCGAUGAAGUGUAAUUGAGAAGAUUCCUUCCAAUAGUUGCAAAUAGUAUUUGAACUCAGCCUAUGGCCCUGCAAUGUGUUACAAAACCCAAAAUGUGGCUGGGUCUUAAGCAGAUCCUUCUCUACGUAGGCCUGUUGCUCUGUGUUCUUCUGCAGGUCUGCAGGAGCAAGACCCAGUCGCAGAUGUUUUGCCCCACUGUUUGCCACUGUGAUCUACACGCCCAGCGCAAUCGCGCAGUAUGCAGCGCAAAGCGCUUGAUUAGCGCCAAUAUAGAAAUUCCCACAACGGUUGAGCUGUUGGACCUGAGCUACAAUGAUAUAACCACCAUUGACGAUGACUCCUUUAAAACCACCAUACAUCUGCUCAAUCUUACGUUGGCCCACAACGCCAUUCACACACUUUAUGGGGAUGCCUUUGUGGAGUUGACCAGACUACGCUACUUGGAUCUUUCGUACAAUCGCCUGGAACAGAUCGAUGAACAUAUCCUGGAAUCUAAUAAUCAACUGAUCCACCUCAAUCUGGAAGGCAACAAAUUGUCCACUCUGGGAAAAGGACCUAUUUUAAGAAGUCCAUCCCUUCGCUCUCUCAAUCUGCGCAACUCGCAGGUAAAUCAACUUGGAACCCAGCUUCUGAGUGCCCUGCCUCAAUUGCGCCAACUGGAUUUGGCACAGAAUCUACUGUUAACCCUAAGUCCCGGGGAUUUCCAUGCCCCCCGCAAUUUGGCGUCACUGAAUGUUGAGGAAAAUCCGUUCAACUGCGAUCGGUCUCUGGCCAAAGUGGCCACUGGAUUGCGACAGCGCGGAGUGGCCAUUUUCAUGAGCAUCUGCAUGGAAGAGGAGGUUCAGGAUCAGCAGGAGGAUGCGGAAGCUGUGAAUUUUCCCAUUAAAAACGAGAAGUUCGAAAGCAUGGAGUACUUGGAGCCCAGCACCCGAGGACCCCAAUCCGUGCUGUCCAUCUGGCGGGAUCUGGACUCCAGUGAGGUGCAGAACAGCGAGCAGGACGACGAGAAGAUGUCAUCCCUUAGUGAUGUGUGUGAGGUUAGUCGGGAGAAACUGUGCCUAAGAUACCGCAUUUGCUUGGAGCGUGUGAGUCAUGAACUCCUGGCUGGCGGAAACACCCAAUUGGAAGAUGAAAUCAUACGCACGCACACCUACGAUGAGGAUGAUUUGAAGCUGGCCUUUGUGGUGGGCGGUGCCACGGGCGUUUGCAUGGUCAUCUUCAUCAUUACCUUUGCCCUGUGCCUCAAGAGUUGCUGUGAGAUGCGCAAAAAGAAAAGCAACCCGGAAGUGGCUACUGGCGAUUCAGCUCUUUUGAACCCUUCGCAGGAUAGCCUUCCCACUAUCCACACCUGGUCACCACAGCGUACGCGCAACCCCAGGCGCUCUAAUCCCCAGCGUCCUCGUAGUACUCCAUCGCAUGCAGUGGUUCGACAACCCUACGGACCGCAGGACAACUUUGUGUCCCGGCUCUUUGGUCGUCCGGCCCGCAGUCAGUACUACCGGACCAUCAAUCAGAAUACGGCCACCCUCAUAAGGCGCCUCAGUCGGAGUAACCUCUUCACCAGUCGCGACCGGGAACCGAGUUCCCCAGCCGAACCUCCUACUUCUACGGCCAGAUUCUACACGGAUGUGAUUGAAAGUGUGGCGAUACGACCGGAGACUCCGCCUCCAAACUACGGCGAUGUGGUGGUCAUCGAGAAUUGUGAUAACAAGUGAAGGAAGUAUCUUAUUAAUAUAGCCAAACAUUCGUAUUAGGUGAAAGUAAUCUAAGUUAUCGCUCUUCUCGACCUCAAUUAUUUUCUAUUCAUAUCUAUAUGAGGUAAUUACAAAUUUAAAUUGUCUAAAUAUUAAAUGUCAUAUUUCAAAUCAAUUAUUCCAGCUGUCAUAGUUGCUUACUAAAUAUUUAUUUAGAAGUAAACUGACCAAGCUGUUUUUAUUGACACAUCAAAUUAUGUUUGUAUUCAAAAAAUGCAUUAUUCUACAACAAUUUUAAGUACAACAUGUAAUGCACUUAGCCCCCACGCGAUAUUUUAGAGAGCCCACAACAUGGCGGCCAAAAUGCCCUUGAAAACUUCAAUGUUUCCUCAUUCUCAUCUUACACACAAAAAUAUCAAUUGGGGAAUUCCAGCAUUUUUGCUUCUCGUUUUGGAUAAGCAUUACUUUUACAAGACUUGGACUUGCAGCUGCAACAAAUCGCAAUAAAAACUUUUGACAAAACUA
Messenger RNA from Drosophila sechellia, 2268 nucleotides. RefSeq lists its product as uncharacterized. The coding region runs from base 112 to 1764 and encodes 550 amino acids. The transcript is spliced from 4 exons. The record is from RefSeq and is a predicted model, not a curated record. NCBI's taxonomy places the organism in Eukaryota, Metazoa, Arthropoda, Insecta, Diptera, Drosophilidae. Gene Ontology annotation, molecular function: protein binding.